Molecule: messenger RNA, 1391 nt
Organism: Erigeron canadensis
Lineage: Eukaryota; Viridiplantae; Streptophyta; Magnoliopsida; Asterales; Asteraceae
Product: polynucleotide 3'-phosphatase ZDP-like
Exons: 10
Coding region: 1-1017 (338 amino acids)
Biological process (GO): DNA repair
Molecular function (GO): zinc ion binding; polynucleotide 3'-phosphatase activity; ATP-dependent polydeoxyribonucleotide 5'-hydroxyl-kinase activity
Source: RefSeq, a predicted model, not a curated record
AUGUCAUCAACAACAACAAAAAUCGUAGCAGAAUAUGCAAAGUCAGGCAAAUCGUCAUGCAAAAAAUGUUCUGAAAAGAUCGAUUCCAAGUCUUUGAGAUUGGGUUUGAAGGUUUGGGACCCUCGUGGUUAUGAUAACACUAAAUGGCAUCAUGUCAGCUGCUUUUUCGCUUUGGAUUCCGAGCUCCCGGUUUUUGGUGUCGAUUCCAUUGAAGGAUUUCAAGAGUUAACGGGAAGUGAUCAACAUAAGUUGAAGCAGAUGGUGAGUGAAACGGAUCAAGUAUCUACUAAGAGAAAAGGGGAUGAUGAGUCUAAGUCAGAGAGAGGUGAUUUGAAGAAACUAAAGACGGAUGAAGAUAAGAAAAAUCGGCAAGAUAAGAAGAAUGUAACAAAUGAAAAGAUUAUUGCAGAGUAUGCAAAGUCAGGAAGAUCUUCUUGCAAUAAAUGCUCUGAGAAAAUUGAAUCCAAAUCUUUAAGAUUGGCACAAGGGUUUGAAAAUACCAAAUGGUAUCACUUAGACUGCUUCUUUCCUCUAGAUACAGACCUGGUUUCAGCAGAUUCAAUCGAAGGUUUGUCAGAACUGAAGAGCAGCGAUGAAGAAAAGUUGAGGACAUUAGUGUCCAAAGGAGGUCAAUCUUCUAAGAAGAGAGAUGGAGUUGAUGACACUGAGUCAAAGAGAGGGCAUUCAAAGAAACUAAAGACUGAUGAAGAUAAGGAAAAUGGGCAAGAAAAGAAUAAUGUAACGAAUGAAAAGAUUAUUGCAGAGUAUGCAAAAUCAGGAAGAUCGUCUUGCAAAAAAUGCUCUGAGAAGAUUGAAUCGAAAUCUUUAAGAUUGGCAUUCAGUAGCUGGGACCCACGAGGGUUUGAAAACACCAAAUGGUAUCACUUAGACUGCUUCUUUACUCUAGAUGUAGACCUGGUUUCAGCAGAUUCAAUAGAAGGUUUUACUGAGCUGAAGAGCAACGAUCAAGAAAAGUUGAAGACAUUGGUGAUUGAAAGGGAUCAAUCUUCUAAGUAGGUACUUUUCUUAGAAGGUACUUGUUCGCCCGUGACUUGAUACACCAGUCGACCCAGCCCAGUCACCUGAUGCUCAUUCUGUCCAGCGACGGGUCAGCCUGAUUCAAAGUGGUUGAAGCCCAAUUAAAAGGUCACAGUCCCAUUUACAGCUCCAAGUUCUGUCAUAUAAUCUAUUUGAAGUAUGAGAGUUUUUUUGUUUCCUUCUGAUUGUAUUUCCCUUUGUUUUGCUUUAUUUGAAGUUUUCUUAGCAUAGUUUAUUUUCUGCGAAAUAUAGAAUCAUGGGUGGUUAUUACUACUUUGUCUUGUAAUUGUGAGUGGAAUGGAUCAGUUUUAUCAAUAAAAUAUUCUAAAGUCUCUACUUUAGAGAGUUGUCCA